Aspergillus wentii DTO 134E9 is the source of this 726-nucleotide messenger RNA. RefSeq names its product mitochondrial 54S ribosomal protein mL54. Gene Ontology annotation, molecular function: structural constituent of ribosome. Lineage: Eukaryota; Fungi; Ascomycota; Eurotiomycetes; Eurotiales; Aspergillaceae. Gene Ontology annotation, cellular component: mitochondrial large ribosomal subunit. The transcript is spliced from 2 exons. Bases 1 to 726 code for a protein of 241 amino acids. The record is from RefSeq and is a predicted model, not a curated record.
AUGAUUUGCCAACGUUGCCGCACCGGUAUCCUCUCCCGACUACAACCGCAGCACACAGUAGCAUGGUCUGCUACAUCACCAGCGCGCCAGCUCCCAUUUCAGCGCAGCCAAUUCCGGAACUACAGCGAUGGAAAGCCCACUGUUUCAGCUACACCACCCCCUCCUACUCCCCGUCAGCCCGUCGCAGGCGACAUCUCAAUUCCCUCGGCAAUCUCGUCCGCUGCUCCUGGCGUCUCGCAGCCUUUGAGCACACCGGAUGAAGUUCACGUCUCUGUCAACCCUGAAAAGCCUACAAAGUCUGCGGAACGUCCCCCCAGUAGCUGCCAGGCUGGCACCAAGAUGGUGGGCCUUAACUACUUCAAGAACAAGGAAGAUGUCUUCGCCCGUGAGGACUCGGAGUACCCAGACUGGUUAUGGUCUUUGCUGGAUGAGACGAAGGGUGCUAAGACUGAGAAGGGCGGUGUUGACCCGAACACCCUGAACAAGAAGCAACGGAAGCGUUACGAAAAGAAGAUGGCCGCCCGUGCCGCUACCCUGCCUCCUAAGAUCCCCGUUCACCACCACGCCAACGAUAUCACACCUGCCUCAUACAACCGCAGCGGAGAAGCGACCGACACCCUGGCCGAGGCCACCGAUGGCCUCGAAAAGCGUGGCGACAUCACCAAGAGUGCAAGAGAAUCCAGGCGGAAGGCCAUCAGAGAGGCCAACUUCUUGCGUGGACUGUAA